Molecule: messenger RNA, 2040 nt
Organism: Calypte anna (Anna's hummingbird)
Lineage: Eukaryota; Metazoa; Chordata; Aves; Apodiformes; Trochilidae
Gene: PANX2
Product: pannexin 2
Exons: 3
Coding region: 1-2040 (679 amino acids)
Biological process (GO): monoatomic cation transport; positive regulation of interleukin-1 production
Molecular function (GO): channel activity
Source: RefSeq, a predicted model, not a curated record
AUGCAACACAUCAUCGAUAACCACCCCGACAUGGCCACCGCGCUGCUGGCGGGCGAGAAGCUGAAGGAGCUCAUCCUGCCGGGGCAGCAGGAUGACAAGGCGGGUGCGCUGGCGGCUCUGCUCCUCCAGCUGAAGCUGGAGCUGCCCUUCGACCGCGUGGUCACCAUCGGCACCGUUCUCAUCCCCAUCCUCCUCGUCACUCUCGUCUUCACCAAGAACUUCGCCGAGGAGCCAAUAUACUGUUACACACCACACAACUUCACCCGCGAUCAAGCCUUGUAUGCCAGAGGAUAUUGUUGGACAGAAUUAAAAGAUGCCUUGCCAGGAGUUGAUGCCAGCCACUGGCCCUCCUUGUUUGAGCAUAAGUUCCUACCUUAUGCACUGCUGGCUUUUGCUGGGAUAAUGUACAUUCCAGCUCUGGGCUGGGAAUUUCUGGCCUCUACCAGACUGACUUCAGAGCUUAAUUUUUUGCUUCAGGAGAUCGAUAACUGCUACCACCGUGCAGCUGAAGGGCGGGCACCAAAAAUAGAGAAACAGAUUCAGUCCAAAGGCCCAGGGAUCACGGAGAGAGAGAAGAGAGAGAUCAUUGAGAAUGCAGAGAAGGAAAAAAGCCCUGAACAGAACUUGUUUGAGAAAUACCUGGAAAGAAGAGGACGAAGUAACUUUUUAGCUAAGCUUUACCUUGCGAGACAUUUGCUUAUUAUCUUUUUAAGCAUCGUACCCAUUACAUAUUUAUCCACCUACUACGCUACGCAGAAGCAAAAUGAAUUUACGUGUGCACUAGGAGAGCCUCCAGACAAAACAAGCAGCUCCAAGUUGCACAUCAGAGUGAACUGUAAACUGCCAUCUGUCCAGCUCCAGAGGAUUAUUGCUGGUGUAGAUAUCUUUCUCCUCUGCCUCAUGAACUUGAUAAUCCUCGUCAACUUAAUUCACCUCUUCAUAUUUCGCAAGUCCAACUUCAUAUUUGACAAACUGAACAAAGUUGGAAUAAAGACCAAGAAACAGUGGCAGAAAUCCCAGUUUUGUGAUAUCAAUAUUUUGGCCAUGUUCUGUAAUGAAAACCGAGAUCACAUAAAAUCACUGAAUCGUCUGGAUUUUAUUACAAAUGAAAGUGAUCUGAUGUAUGACAAUGUGGUACGCCAGCUGCUGGCAGCAUUGGCCCAGUCCAAUCAUGAUGCCACUCCAACCAUGCGUGAUUCAGGGAUCCAAACGAUAGACCCAAGCGUCGAUCCAGCAGACAUUGAUGCUAAUGAGCAGCUCAUCAUUAAGAGACCAAGGAAGAAGAUGAAAUGGAUCCCAACUACCAAUCCACUUCCUCAGCCAUUUAAGGAACAGUUAGCCAUUAUGAAGGUUGAAAACCAUAAACCUGAAAAACCGAAGCCUGUGCGGAGAAAGACAGCAACAGACAGUCUUAUAGCUCCUUUGUUGGAGUCUGCUGCAAAAUCCUCACAGCAAUCGUCCGCUCAUAAAUCUGAGCCAAACGCCAUCCCAAGCACAAGCAGUGAAAAAAAACACACACGACAUUUUUCCUUGGAUGUUCAUCCAUAUAUACUCAGUAGCAAAAAACCCAAGCCAGAGAUUCAAGCCAUCCCCUCGAUGCCUACAUCAAAAAGCCAAGAGGGUGGAUUUUUAAACCAGGAAGAGAAUGUCGUAGUACACGUUACCUCCUCUCUCAAAGACACCCCUCAUCCUGCAAAAGAGAUCCUGUACUCAUCUGAGACAUGCAGAAGCGCUCCUGCUGCCGGGGCUUUUGUCACCUGUAACCACAACCAUAUAGCCACCACCACUGCUGCAACGAGUGUGACUUUGAACCAAGUCAAGCCAGAGCCAACACCUGCACUGACCUGCAACCCAUCCCACCCGUUGCUGCACAUCAACACCCUCUACGAGGAUCACGAGGAGGAGGUUUCAAACAUGAUGGACAAUGGUAUCCACUCACCAGCUGACGCUGGAGAAAUGCUCUCCAUCCCUACCCCAAAGCAGAUGAGGUUGGCCACCUUUGAUGAACCAAUGGCAAUGGUGAGCUCAGUGGAGUACUGA